CCUCUGACCAUCUGCGCUCGCUUUGCUUUUUCUUCCCCGUCUUUUUCUUCCAACCUCUGCUUUGUCAACUACUGUGAGGAUUUGUCCUUCUCACUCGUUUGUCCGCCCCUCCAUCCCCUGUGCCUUAAAUCGCCUCGUCUUUCCUCGGUCGCCGAUCUUUGUACCUUUUUUCAUUUUUACUUUUUAAUUGGGCUCCGCAGUGACGUCGCAUAACUACUCUUUAGCACUUAGUAAUCUACCUAGUACCUACCUUCUCCGGACAUUCCUCGCAUUCUUCACCUGACCCGCUCGUCUCGCGAUUUUUGCGCUCGUUUGCCGGCGCCUCAUGCGCUCUUGUUGACCUCGUUUCGAUGCUGCGAUCGUUUCAGUCUCUUGCUGGAUUCUAAUCCUCUCUGAUCUCCGACAAUGAAACUAUCGAGUCGGACGUGGACGACCUUGGUGACCGUCGUCCUUGCCGGCCAAGGAGCGGUCACCGCGCUCGAGCUGGACAUUAAUGAUGUUCAAUCGAUCAAGGAUGCGGCUGCGACAACGGCCUACAACAUGAUGAGUAACUACACCGGCAACCAGACCGGCCAGAUUCCUGGAAAACUGCCCGACACGUGGUGGGAAGGCGGCGCCAUGUUCAUGACUUUAAUUCAAUACUGGUACUGGACCGGCGACACGUCGUACAACGAAGUCACCACUCAGGGUAUGCUCUUCCAGAAGGGCAACAACGAUUACUUCCCUUCGAACUACAGUAACUAUCUCGGCAACGACGACCAGGUGUUCUGGGGAUUGGCCGCUAUGACUGCGGCAGAGCUCAACUACCCCGAGGAAGAUGGCCAGCCGUCGUGGGUGUCGCUUGCGCAGGGUGUGUUCAACACUCAGGUGCCGCGCUGGGACACGUCCACCUGUCACGGUGGCCUGCGCUGGCAAAUCUCUACCUACCAGGAGGGCUACCGAACCAAGAACGCCAUCUCGAAUGGCGGUCUCUUCCAGCUUGCGGCACGACUCGCGCGGUAUACCAACAACGAGACAUACUCACAGUGGGCGGAAAGAAUAUGGGAUUGGUCUGCGACAACCCCGCUGCUCAAGGAGUCGGACUGGACUAUCGCCGAUACCACUACGCCUGAUACUGAAUGCACGGACCAUGGAGAUCUCCAAUGGACCUAUAACUAUGGCACAUAUGUCAGUGGUGCUGCUUAUAUGUAUAAUUACACCAAUGGAGGCGACAAAUGGAAGAAGGGUCUUGAUGGCUUACUGGGCACCACGUUCAAGCGGUUCUUCCCCUUUCAGAAUGGCAUGGUCAUGUCUGAAAUUGCCUGUGAGCCGAACAUGAAGUGCGAUCGCAACCAGGACUGUUUCAAGGGCUUCCUUUCCUCCUGGUUAACUUUUAUUACGACCAUCGCCCCCUACACGUCGUCCGAGAUUGUCCCGAGGAUCCAGCAGUCGGCACUUGCGGCAGCCAAACAGUGUUCUGGCGGUGCGAAUCAGACUCUCUGCGGGCGGCGCUGGCAUCAGGACACCUUUGACGGAACGAGUUCAUUAGAGGGGCAGAUGAGCGCCUUGAGCGUCUUUUCGUCCUCGAUGAUUGCCCACAAGAUGCAGGCUCAAGCGCCGUUGACCGCAGACACUGGAGGUACGAGUAAGGGUAACGCGAGCGCGGGCACAGGGACAGAGCAAGCCCGCCCUCAACCGCAGCCAGUCACAACGGGGGAUCGUGCUGGUGCGGGAAUUGUGACUGUGGUCUUCCUCAGUGGCUGGAUCGCAGCAGUGACCUGGAUGGUGUACGGGAGAUAAAAGCGUUCCAGCAAUCCGCUUCAAUGUUGCGCAAUCAUGAUGAUUUGUAUAUACUUUGCGGAUGAUUGGUAUCUGAGGAGGAGAGCACAUGGACCCACGUCCUCCUCCAAUCCGCCUUCUUUUGUGCUACGGUUGCAUGUUACUAUUUGUAUUCUAGGGGACUUGUAUGACCUCCGAUCUAGGCUUCUCUGUGUUGGAGUUGAGGCGUCCGGAGGAGCGAAAGAUCUUGACAUCUUCAGUUCUUCCUUGAUCAUGGCUUUUUUUCUAUAAGGAACCACCCCGUUUUAGCGUCUUAUGAGUGACAGGUACAAUAU
Messenger RNA from Aspergillus novofumigatus IBT 16806, 2093 nucleotides. RefSeq names its product glycoside hydrolase family 76 protein. Bases 406 to 1779 code for a protein of 457 amino acids. Lineage: Eukaryota; Fungi; Ascomycota; Eurotiomycetes; Eurotiales; Aspergillaceae. Gene Ontology annotation, biological process: carbohydrate catabolic process; fungal-type cell wall biogenesis. Gene Ontology annotation, molecular function: mannan endo-1,6-alpha-mannosidase activity. The record is from RefSeq and is a predicted model, not a curated record. The transcript is spliced from 3 exons.